AUGCCUUUCCGUCAACACCUGGCCCGUCAUUUUGGCGAUGCGCUUGCACCCGAGAAAUCCUACCUCAGCUACUACGACGUCCUCCUCACCGGCGAGGAUAUCAAGUCGCUGAAGAAUGACUGGUUAACCGACAACAACAUCGCAUUCUGGGAGGAAUAUCUCGAACGCGAGACUCUCCCCCGGUAUCCCCAGGCCCGAAUCAUCCUCCUCCGCCCCAGUAUGACCUUCCUCCUCAUGAGAGAGCCCGAUAUGCGCCAGAUCCGCUCCGCGCUACCCAGCUUCUCCAAGGUCACGCACAUUUUCCUACCGAUCAACGACAAUCGCAACGUCAGUCUCGCCGAAGGUGGUAGCCAUUGGUCGCUCCUGCUCGUCUCGGCUCUUGAUGGAGUGGCGUUCCACUACGACUCCCUCGGCGGCGCAAACUACUCCGAAGCACGCCUCGCCACGCGCAAGAUGAGCGAAAUCCUCGGGCGACCGCUGCGAUUUGUAAAUUUGGAAGACUGCCCACAACAAGAGAACGGAAGCGACUGCGGAGUCUUUGUCUGCUUGUUAAUGCGACAUUUACUCGUGAAACGUCUUCUCAGUGCCCCCGCAAGGGAGAAGGUAUCUAUGAGCAUGGGCGGUAAGAUGGUUGAUAGUAAUGGCGGUCGAAAAGAGAUGCUCCACAUCAUUGAGAAUCUUCGAAAGGAGGGUGUGCGGCGACGAUCGCGAAGUGCUAGUCCUUUUUCAUCAUCCAAGACGCCACCGCGGAUCGAGUAG
This is a messenger RNA of Clonostachys rhizophaga, 759 nucleotides long. The record is from the annotation of a GenBank genome assembly. Lineage: Eukaryota; Fungi; Ascomycota; Sordariomycetes; Hypocreales; Bionectriaceae.